CAAAAAACUGCAAAUUUUGGAAGCAGGGGAAAAGUUUGAAAUCAUUAUUGCAGGAGACGGUUUGACUGUUAACCAAGGCCCGGGUUUUUUUUAUUUGGAAGCAACUCUCGACAACCUUCGGGAAAUCAGAAAACUAGGAACAGAAGCAUCAUCUCCGGCCUUUAACGCAGAAACUAGUCAAAAAGUAAGAGCAAAUAAAGAAACCAACCCAACUUUGGCUAACCAAAGCUUCUCUAAAGAAAAAGCCACUGCUGACAAUUGA
Messenger RNA from Racocetra persica, 262 nucleotides. The record is from the annotation of a GenBank genome assembly. Lineage: Eukaryota; Fungi; Glomeromycota; Glomeromycetes; Diversisporales; Gigasporaceae.